GCCUAUGAUAAAGCCAUAGAGUACUGUAAAAAUAAGAAACUUAAGAAACAGCCUGAAAACUUUCCAUGGAAGCCGAGUUGGCACGCCUAUGGAAAGUGGAGACAGGAAGCACAAAAAGAGUUAGAUAAGAAAGAACAGGCAAGAAAAAACACACACACUAGAAGGAAAACAGUAACCUGUGGUCAGUUUCUGAAUUUACAGAAGGAUUCCCUUGAUGACUUCAUUCCGUUUCCUCCUCCACCACCUCCCGUUCACCAUGGACCGGGAGGAGCAGAGGACGAUGUGGACGAAGAGGAAGGAAUGGAGAAUGUGCAACGAGAAAGAAGAGCAGGAGGGGAACCUGAUUCGCCCCAGAUGCAGACACGGAAACGCAAAAGGACGGAAAGCGAAUUGAGAAAGAUGAAAGAGAAGGAGAAGCACUUGAAACAGGAACUCGCUAGGCUGGAAAAUAAACAGAAUAAAGAUAGGCUUCCUGAAGAAGCAGCAACGAGAGAGCUGCCGUCGGCACCUUCCUACGACGAAAACAGGCACGACCCUUUCCAGAUGCCCAACAUUCAGGUCAUGGGACCCAGUGGUCCGGAUUAUGUUUUCAGACCAUGGACUAUGGAUGAUAUCAGAACUGUGUGUGAAGAUCUUCCACCCAUUUCUGAGGGAGGACCAAAGUUUGUGGGAAAACUGAGACUGUUUGUUGAGGGUUGGAAGCCAUCCAUCAAUGAACUGGCAAGAGCAUGUGCAUGCAAACUCAAGCUGGACUGGACAAAAGUCCAAGGAUCACUACCUCUUACUACUGAUAUCUUUUAUGAUGCCACAGUGGGAGGCAGAUUUCAGACUGAGUAUACAAACCUGUGCAACAGAAUCGAAAAAGGAUUUCCAGUUAGACUGGAUCUCACAAAACUGUCUCAAACCAGACAGAUGGAAGGGGAGCAAGUCAACGAUUUUCUCCACAGACUGGAGGCUGUGCAUGAAGCUCAUUGCGGGAUUGACAAACCAGAGGAUUAUCCUGGUAUAGUCCUCUCAGCCUGGGAAAGCCACUUGAAGGAACGAUUCCUGAGCGGUCUGAGAAUUGAGAUUCAGAAGAAAGUGAGAGACGACUGUGUAGAAGCAGAAACUGGAAGACUCCAAACAAUCUUGGCAUUUGCGGUACAUGUUGAAAAGAGACUGAACGAAAAGAAACAGAGAAGUAAGGAAGACAGAGAAAGAAAAGAGCAUCAGCUUCAAUGCGCAGUUUUAGAAGCUGCAAAAGGUGGUUUCGGACGUGGACGUGGUCGAGGUCGAGGAAAGGGAAAACAAAAAGGAAAAGGAAAGUCAGGUCCAGAUGGCGAAAAGGAUUUCUCAAAGUACAAGUGUUACAACUGCAACCAACUUGGGCACAUUGCUAGAAACUGCCCUAAAAAGGACAAUGUCCGAGACGAACAAUUUGAGGAGGAGGUGGAAUGAGGGGUACAGGGAAUGAACAUCACAUCCACCAGACACCAAGAAUCCGGUAGCCUGCCUUCUUCUUACUCUGCACAAGCAGCUGAGCUUGUAGCUCUCACGGAGGCGUGUAAAUUUGCAGCAGGCCAUACCGUAACCAUUUACACAGACUCCAGGUACAGUUUUGGGGUUGUUCACAGCUUUGGGACAUUGUGGAAGCAAAGAAACUUCCUAACGUCAUCAGGUAAGGCGAUUGCACACCACACUCUUGUGUCAGCUCUUCUGGAUGCCGUUUUACUACCUAAACAAGUUGCAGUGGUACAUGUUCGUGCACACACAAACGGCUCGUCCCCUGAAGCACAGGGCAAUGCACGAGCUGAUGCAGCAGCAAAAAAAGCUGCUAGAGACCCUACUUACUUUUCAAUACAAGCAACAGUAAUUGAACCUCAGGACGUGACUGUUGAUGAGAUUCAACAGGCUAGAACAGCCAAGGAUGUAAAAGCCUGGCGUAGUUCGGGGUGUACGUUUAAUGGGAAGAUGUGGAAAGGCCCUGAUAACAAACCAUGUCUACCUUCCUAUUACUUUCCUUAUUUUGCGAAAAUGGCCCAUGGUGUGGACCAUUGUUCGAGGGGAGGGAUGGUAGAUGCAGUUAAACAACAAUGGUUUGUUAAAGGCUUCUCAAAUUACUCGCAAACUUUUUCAAAAAAGUGUUUAACCUGCCUGAAGGUAAAUUCAGCAGGUGCAGUUCAAAAAACCCACACACACGGACAUCCAGAACCUGAUAUGCCAUUUGAUCACUUACAAAUGGAUUUCAUUGAAUUGACACCAUGUCAGAAAAAGAAGUAUGUGCUUGUGAUCGUUGACAUGUUCUCCAAAUGGGUGGAAGCGUACCCAACAACUCAUCAGGACACACUAACGGUAGCAAAAAUCCUGAUGAGAGAGAUUAUUCCUAGAUUUGGUAUUCCUAGGAAAAUAUCCUCGGACAAUGGACCCUCCUUUGUGGGAAAAAUCCUGACACACAUUAGUGAUGUGAUUGGCAUGCCAUUGCACAAACACUGCGCCUAUCAUCCACAGAGCGCAGGUUUGGUAGAGAGAACAAAUGGCACAAUUAAACAAAAAUUGAUUAAGGUCUGUCAGGAGACAGGGUUAAAUUGGGUUGAGGCCCUUCCAUUAGUCUGUAUGAGUUUGAGACAGAGAGUGUCAUCAAGAACAAAACUCUCGCCGUUUGAAAUAAUGUUCGGACGGCCACCAAACACGGGAUGUGCUCCCAAAAGGGACACAUUAGCCCUAGAAGACGAUCACAUGCAAAGAUAUUGUGCAACGCUGUGUUCUGUGUUGUCUGAUGUGCACAGGAGGGUGAAGGAGUCUUUACCUAGUCCGGCAGUGACGGGACACACUGUACAACCAGGAGACUGGAUCCUGACUAAGGUCUACAAGAGGGCUAACUGGAAAGCUGAUCGCUGGCAAGGACCAUUCCAGGUGUUGUUGGUUACUCACACUGCAGUAAAGAUUGCUGAGAGGGACACCUGGAUCCACAUCUCACAUUGCAAAAAGGCUCCUACUCCAGAGUAACCUCACAUUUCACCAUGAUGAAGGAAACGGGCAACUGUUUCAAACUCUGUAAGGGACUUGCAUUUGCAGUCGCUUUCAUCAUGAUGGCUGCAUCUAUCUGGACAGCGGUAUGGAUCUGCACACAAGAAAAGCCAGAGAUAAACACUGGACUUAGAGAUCCAAAGACUAACAUAUUUUGGCAAUAUGCCAACUUCACAGUGAGGGAGAACUCCACCUGGAUGGGAAAAGAUCACGUUAAAGGAAUUUGGUGAUAUUGAAGUACAACAAACAAAUAAUUCAAUACGGUGAAACCUAAGGUGAAAAUAGUAUACAGAGUAAAUGAAGUCAUUGCAGAAAGUGAUAAACAUGUAAUGAUGGAUGUACUUCUCUGUGUUCUGUAUUCAUGUGAAUUUUUUUUCCUAUUUUACGUUUGUUUCUAAUGUGUUUGUUUAUCCUAUGUAGUAUUCGGUGGAGUACCUUAAGUGGUCGCAUAGGCAGAUGGACCGUGAGAGAGUUUUCCCUUCUAGUUCGUAAAAGAACGUAUCUUUUGAAAGUUUUGACUGCCAGUUGGGUUUUUCGCUCUGACACUCCACCAUUAUGCUAAUCUAAUUUAUUUACCUGAUUAUAUUUUUUAUUUUUUACUUAUUUUUUAUUUUAUUUUUUUAUUUUUAUUCUUUUUUCCUCAGAAUGUAGAAGGUUUCGAGUGUCCAAGUGACAUGGGGAGGAGUUGUCGUGGAAGAAAAAAUUAAGUUGUUUGUCACUGAAACUCGAACCUUGAAUAAGUUUGUUUAUACUGUUUAAGCUACUGAAUAUGUGAAAUGAACAUGAUGUACUAGAACAGAAUAUUCCACUUCUGUUUGAUAGCAAGUUAACAGUUUAACAACAUCAUUGCUCUUAUCUAUAUGGGUUGAACCUCUAUCUAUAAAAAACAUUACAAAGAAUGUUUUUUGGUCCUUCAGCCUACAUACGCUUUGCUGACUGUUUGGAUCCUCUGCAGAGAAUAAACUAUCAUCUUCUUACUAACUUCA
This is a messenger RNA of Trichomycterus rosablanca, 3992 nucleotides long. RefSeq lists its product as uncharacterized. The record is from RefSeq and is a predicted model, not a curated record. NCBI's taxonomy places the organism in Eukaryota, Metazoa, Chordata, Actinopteri, Siluriformes, Trichomycteridae. The coding region runs from base 301 to 1437 and encodes 378 amino acids. Gene Ontology annotation, molecular function: zinc ion binding; nucleic acid binding. The transcript has 2 exons.